AUGGCUCAGAACAACGCCCAGAACGUCAUUCGAAGGAAGUUGGUGAUCAUCGGCGACGGCGCAUGUGGGAAGACGAGUUUACUAAGUGUGUUUACUUUGGGAUACUUUCCUACGGUACCCACUGUUUUUGAGAACUAUGUUACAGAUUGUAGAGUCGAUGGGAAAUCUGUUCAGCUGGCGUUAUGGGAUACAGCCGGUCAAGAAGAUUAUGAGAGACUGCGGCCACUAGCUUACGCCAAAGCCCAUGUCAUUCUAAUUGGAUAUGCCGUUGAUACACCCGAUUCGCUCGAGAACGUUGCCAAUAAAUGGAUUGAGGAAGCCCAUGAACGCUGUCCUGGCGUUCCCAAAAUACUUGUUGGGCUCAAGAAGGACCUCCGCGAAGAUGCCAAUGCUCGGGAGGAAAUGCGCAAGAAGUCAAUGCAUUUCGUGCAAACCAGUUACGCCGAGACCAUCGCCAAACAGGUCGGCGCAAGGAAAUACCUAGAGUGCAGCAGUUUGACCGGGGAGGGUGUGGACGAUGUGUUUGAGGCUGCCACCAGGGCAGCAUUGUUAACUUUUGAGAAGGAGCGUGGUGGCGGGUGCUGCACCAUCUUGUAA
Messenger RNA from Morchella sextelata, 597 nucleotides. RefSeq lists its product as uncharacterized. Gene Ontology annotation, biological process: small GTPase-mediated signal transduction. Bases 1 to 597 code for a protein of 198 amino acids. Gene Ontology annotation, molecular function: GTPase activity; GTP binding. The transcript is spliced from 6 exons. The record is from RefSeq and is a predicted model, not a curated record. NCBI's taxonomy places the organism in Eukaryota, Fungi, Ascomycota, Pezizomycetes, Pezizales, Morchellaceae.